Messenger RNA from Dromiciops gliroides (monito del monte), 2235 nucleotides. RefSeq names its product carcinoembryonic antigen-related cell adhesion molecule 5-like. The record is from RefSeq and is a predicted model, not a curated record. Gene Ontology annotation, cellular component: cell surface. Gene Ontology annotation, biological process: heterophilic cell-cell adhesion. The coding region runs from base 206 to 2041 and encodes 611 amino acids. The transcript is spliced from 10 exons. Lineage: Eukaryota; Metazoa; Chordata; Mammalia; Microbiotheria; Microbiotheriidae.
AGAACCCUCAGUGCUCUGGGAAAGGAGGAGACAGAGCAGACACAGCUCUGGGCUUCAGGCAGGGACAGCCUUAGUCUGGAGCCCAGCAGGGACACCUACAGGGGCUGCCCUUGGGCUCUGGACAGGGAAGACACAGCUCAGGAGGGGUAAGCAGAGAAUCCUGGGAAGGACAGAGGUGGUCACACUCAGUGGGCAGCACAGACUGAUGGAGAGAACCUCAGAAGCUCCCCACAGUGGGGGCAGCCCCUGGAAGGAGCUCCUGAUCACAGCCUCCAUCCUCAGCUGCUGGAUCCAGCCAAUGUCUGCUCAAGGUGCUGCUGUCACUGUUGUGCCAAGUCUUUCCUAUGGGACAGUGGGCGGCAGCAUCAUCUUGGACAUCCAGGGCUUCUCAGGGGAGGUUCUCAGCUAUAGUUGGUACAGAAAGUCAGUAGACAAUUCCAACCUCAUCGCUGCCUACAGUGUCUCUUCUGGAGUGCAGACACCAGCAGACAUCCGGGAGAAGAUCUUCUCCAAUGGCUCCCUGCUCAUCCCUGACCUCACUCUUAAUGACUCAGAUGUCUAUUAUGCACAAAUUGUUAAUUCUGGAGGCCUGAUAGCUGCCACAGCAAGAGGACAAUUCACAGUGUAUGGGCCACCACCGAAACCUACCAUCAUCAGCACCAACAUGGCCCCAGUGGAGAACAAGGACAAUGUCUCCUUGACAUGCCAGGCUGAGAGUCAAAAUAUCACAUACCUGUGGUUCAUAAACCAAAACCCCCCAGCUGGUGACAGGAUGGUGCUGUCCCCAGAUAACAAGACACUCACUAUAAUCAAUGUCACAAGGGAAGACCAAGGACCCUAUGUGUGUGAAAUCCAGAACCCAGUUAGUGUCAAUAGAAGUGACCCAUUCACACUGAAUAUUACCUAUGGCCCGGAUCCCCCCAUGAUUCUCCCCACAGACCCUCAUUACCCUGUAGGGGCAACUCUUGAGUUGUCCUGCUCUGCUGUGUCUAACCCACCUGCCCAGUAUACUUGGCUUAUCAAUGGAACACAGAUGGUGUCUACAACUCAGAAUGUCUCUAUUCCCAAUGUUUCUCUGAAUUACACUGGAACCUAUACCUGUAAUGCAUCUAACUCAGUCACUGGCUUGUCUAGCACCACAGACAUCAGUAUCACAAUCUCUGAAACACCAGCCAAACCUAACAUCAGUGCCAACAGUACCAACAUCUUAGAGAAUGGCACUUUGGCCAUCACAUGUAGCCCAGAAAAUGAAGGGAUGAACAUUCUGUGGUUCUUCAAUAACCAGCCCUUGUCACUCAGUGAGAGGAUGAAUACAUCUGAGGAUAACCAGACCCUCACCAUCAAGAGUGUGAAGAGGGAGGAUGCUGGGUCCUAUCAGUGUGAAGUCUGGAAUCUAAUUGGUGCCAACAGAAGUGACCCCCUCACCCUGACUGUGAGCUAUGGACCAGAGCACAUCAUGUUUGUACCAAACCCUGAAAAUGGGGAGAUUGAGGUCAAAUUCAAAGAUCCACUGAACUUAAUGUGUCAAGUUGGGUCUUACCCACCUGCCCUCUAUGAAUGGCAGGUAAAUGGCACCGUGAACUCUAACUUCUCAAGUAACACCUAUGUCAUCAAAAGUGUAUCUUGGGAAGACUCAGGAAACUAUACCUGUUUGGCAAAGAACAACGUGACCAACUUAUCAAUAUCUAGGGACAUCACAGUCAAGGUGGUUGCAGAAAAAUCCACAGGAGGAGGGAAUGGCUCCUCACUCUCUGGAGGGGCCAUCGCUGGCAUUGUGAUUGGAGUCCUAGCUGGAGUGGCUCUCAUUGGGGCCCUCAUCUAUUUCCUGUUCUUCAGAAAGACUGGAGGGGCCAGUGAACAUCAUCUUACAGAGCACAAAUCCUCAGCACCCAAUCACAGUCGGACCUUCUCUGAUAGCUCACCUAAAGGGACUGAUGAAGUGCCCUACACCACUGUGAACUUCAAUGCCCAGAAACCACCUGCCAAGGCUCAGUCCCCACCACCCACGGAAACCGUUUAUUCAGAAAUCAAAAAGAAAUGACCGGGUCCUCCUUGUUCUCUGCAUUACAGACAUAUUUAUUGUGCUCUUCCUCAGCUUCCUCAAGCUCUGAGACCCCAGCCUUGGGCAGCCCAGCUCUACCACAUUCCCACCAACCUCAGGGAAGGAGGAGGAGAGAUGCCCUCCCUUUCACCUCCUGGAGGCUUCCCAGGAAAGCCUCUCCCCUUCAUUGUCAA